This is a messenger RNA of Adineta ricciae, 1527 nucleotides long. The record is from the annotation of a GenBank genome assembly. Lineage: Eukaryota; Metazoa; Rotifera; Eurotatoria; Adinetida; Adinetidae.
AUGCCAUCGAAUGAUGCCAGUCGAACAACAGUCGAACGACUAUCUGAACAAAGAAUGCUUUCACUAAUUCAUCACUAUUGGAAGAUAAUUCUCAUUGUUAUUGCAGGACUGAUAUUUUUGCUAUUGGUUAUUGUUGUUUUUUCGAUUUAUUUUGCUCGAAAUGUUUCGAUAACAACUACAACAAUAGACAUAAAUUUGAACACCACGACAAUAAAGGCAACAUCUUUUAUGUCGUCGACUACGUCAAAGCAACAUUGUAACGCUGAAUUUGAGCGUAUAUCAACGAAGAUUUCCUGUUUGGAACGUAAAGUGUCUGCGUUUCACAUUGCUAGUGGUGACUUUAACAAUGACAAUCGAACAGAUCUCGUCUAUGCUUGUAAAUUUCCUAAGUAUGAGAAAAUCGUUAUAUCAUUAAAUCAUCGGAAUGGAACAUUCCAAAAUUCCAUGAGAUUCUCAUUGCCAAACUCAGAUUGGAUACAAUCGAUCCACGUUGCCGACUUGAACAAUGACGAACAAUCCGAUGCUUUAUUAAUACAUGGAGCCGAAUUGCAGAAAAGUCUGACGAUUUUAUUGGGCAACGGUAGUGGAAUGUUUCACUAUUCAACAAUAACCUUAUUUCAAAGUCGUGCCAUUAGUAUAAAAAUGGGUGAUGUUGCUGAUUUUAAUAACGAUGACCGGAUCGACGUGCUUUUAGUUUUUCAAUAUAAUGAAAAGGUGAGAAUUGCGGUUUUGUUUGGAAAUGGUGAUGGAACGUUUCAAACGCAAAUGAUCGCACUAUUUGUUGAAAUAAGUGGACUACCGAGGAAAAUUCGUGUCGAUGAUCUGAAUAAUGAUAAAAUAUUGGAUAUUGUUAUAAACUUCGGCAACGAUGAUAUUUGUACGUUAUUUGGAUAUCCAAACGGAACUUUUUCAUCCGAAGUUUUUUUAUUCAAACAGAAUACCGUUCGAAUUUUCGAUUUCUCAGUAAGUGAUGUUAACAAUGAUAAAGAACUUGAUAUUAUUGCAUCUGAUGAGAAAUCUAAACAUAUGUAUGCGCUUUUCGGAAAUGGAAAUGGAGCAUUUCAGAAGCAAAAGCCGUUUUUCGGGAGUAUUGUCGCUUUGAACCCUUUGAUACUAAUCAAUGACUUUGAUCAUGACAAUCAACCCGAUAUUGCUUUUUUCUAUGUUUGGAAAUACACUCAUUGUUUGGUGUAUCAUUAUCAAAACAAUACUUUCAAAUUAAAGGGAAAAACAGUGCUAGAGUCGCGUGGAUUUGUGCAUUCAGUCGUUGCACACGACAUCGAUGUUGAUAGUCAUUUAGAUAUCAUUCUCGUUAUGAGCGAGCCUAGUAACAUCUAUAUAUUAUUUGGAUAUGGAAAUGCUACUUUUUAUUCACAAAUGAUUUAUUCCGCUACGGUCGAACAUUAUCCUAAUUGGUUAGUCGUCACACAUUCGAAUCAAGAUCAUUAUCCAGAUCUUAUCCAUGUUGGUUACGAAACUCAGCUCAUCGAUGUGUUUAUGUAUGAACAUGAUUGUUCGAUUGUGUGA